This is a messenger RNA of Orbicella faveolata, 775 nucleotides long. RefSeq lists its product as uncharacterized. Lineage: Eukaryota; Metazoa; Cnidaria; Anthozoa; Scleractinia; Merulinidae. The record is from RefSeq and is a predicted model, not a curated record. Gene Ontology annotation, molecular function: calcium ion binding.
CCCGCGUUGGAAGCUCCAUUCCGUGGUCUGAUCACCCCAGCAACCUGCACAGAUGAACGUGCAAAUAUCAAACGUAAUACUGUCUGUACAUACGGAUGUGUUGCUGGACACAACAUCGCGGGCGGAGAUCUAUCCGUAACCUGUCAGAUCGAUGGAUUAUGGCAAGGAACUGUACCUUAUUGUAAACCGGUCGUGUGUUCAAAGCUGACUGUACCUGACAAUGGUGGAGUGGUCCCAUCAUCAUGCUCACAAACAGACGUCGAGUACGGUACACGAUGUGUCUUCUACUGCAAUGAUGGAUAUGAACUAAGCGGUCCCAGGUAUACCGGAUGUCAAAAUGACACUUCAUGGACGGAGAUCGCUCCUCUGUCUUGUGUCAGAGUCUACACGGAUCCAUGGAUCGCGUGUCCAAUCGACAGAGUAGAAGAACUUGAGCCCGACAAGUCCACAGUGGUGCUUGGAUACAAGUGGCAGCUUCCACGAACCAAUAUGAAGAACGUGACAGUGUCGCCUAGCAACUAUGAUGAGAAUUAUCCCUUCCCUGUUGGUAACCACCGGGUCACGUGGAUGGGAACAAGUGACAGUGGAACACAGAUAAGCUGUAGCUUCCAUAUCUCCGUGAAUGGUGAGCUGUUAUUGCAAAGUUAUUUUGAGCUCGUACUUCUAAGUGCUUUAAAAAGAUGGUUAACUUAGCAUGGGUGACCAAAUGCGAGACUCCCCGUUAUUGUAGAGAAAGCGACAAAGAUAAAAACUGGUUAAAAAGAUACCGAAAAUG